GGAGGCGGCUGCGGGUAGCAGGACGUGGCAUCUGAGCAAUGAAUAAAUUACGGCAGAGCUUUAGGAGAAAAAAGGAUGUUUAUGUCCCUGAAGCCAGUAGGCCACACCAGUGGCAGACGGAUGAAGAAGGGGUUCGGACUGGCAAAUGCAGCUUCCCAGUUAAGUAUCUGGGACAUGUGGAAGUGGAUGAAUCGAGAGGAAUGCAUAUAUGUGAAGAUGCUGUGAAGAGGCUGAAAGCUGAAAGGAAGUUCUUCAAAGGCUUCUUUGGAAAAAGUGGAAAGAAGGCAGUGAAAGCAGUCCUUUGGGUCUCAGCGGAUGGACUCAGAGUGGUUGAUGAGAAAACCAAGGACCUUAUAGUUGAUCAAACAAUAGAGAAGGUUUCUUUCUGCGCUCCAGAUAGGAAUUUUGACAGGGCGUUUUCUUACAUCUGUCGAGAUGGCACUACACGCCGCUGGAUAUGUCAUUGCUUUAUGGCUGUAAAGGACACCGGGGAGAGGUUGAGUCAUGCUGUCGGCUGUGCAUUUGCAGCCUGCUUGGAGCGAAAGCAAAAGAGAGAGAAGGAGUGUGGAGUGACUGCAACCUUUGAUGCCAGCAGAACCACGUUCACAAGGGAGGGAUCAUUCCGAGUUACAACAGCAACUGAGCAGGCCGAACGGGAGGAAGUCAUGAGACAGAUACAAGACACUAAAGUUGAAACGGAUGCAAAAACAGCUGCUUUAAGUGCUGCAUCUGGCAAUACAGUCCCAUCUCCAAGUUCCCCGACCUCUCCUACCGCUGAUGUUGCAGCAUCUGGUGACAAAGAGUCAAAUAACCCUCAUGCUAUUCCACGAAGACAUGCUCCUAUAGAGCAGCUGGCUAGACAAGGCUCCUUCAGAGGCUUCCCUGCACUUAGCCAGAAGAUGUCCCCCUUCAAGCGACAGCUUUCCUUGCGAAUCAAUGAGUUGCCUUCAACGGUGCAAAGGAAGACAGACUUUCCCAUGAAAAACUCAGUUCCUGAAGUUGAAGGGGAAGCAGAUAGCAUUAGUUCCCUCUGCUCCCAGAUUACAAAUGCAUUCAGCACGCCAUCCGAGGACCCUUUCUCCUCUGCCCCCAUGACAAAACCAGUCACUGCUGUUGCACCACAGUCUCCAGCUGUUCAAGUUAAUGGCACUGCCUCUGCCUUCCAUGUGCUUGCUGCUAAGCCAGUUCAAACUACUGUAGCACCCACAGCAAUGCCUGUUCGUGAAACCAAUCCCUGGGCUCAUGCCCCUGUCGCUCCGGCUGCUGCUAAAACCGGAGCUGCAGCCGCUCUUUCUGGUACUGAAUGGAGUUCCAACUCUGGGGCAGCCUCACCAAAUCUGUUGCAAGCAAACCACCGACGCACUCCCUCCGAGGCAGACCGCUGGCUGGAAGAAGUAUCCAAAACCGUUCGAGCACAGCAGCCGCAGCCCCCGGCUCCCCAGGCGCUCCUCCAGCCUCCUGCGGCAGCUCCUGCGGCAGCACCGGCUUUUCCUGUCAGCACCUUUAUUGCUCCCCAGCCGGUACCCAUCGGAGUGGUGCAGCCAAUGCAGCCCGCGUUUAUCCCUGCCCAGCCGUAUGCCGUCGCAAAUGGAAUGCCCUACUCAGCCCCCAGCGUGCCAGUGGUUGGGAUCACCCCUUCCCAAAUGGUGGCCAAUGUGUUUGGCACGGCAAGCCAUCCUCCUGCAUCCCACUCCCAUCAGUCACCCAGUCUUAUAAAGCAGCAGACAUUCCCUCUGUAUGAAACUAACAGUGCUACUGCCAGCCCUUUCUUCAAACCUCCUGCCCAGCAGCAGAAUGGUUCGGCUGCUUUCAAUGGUGUAGACACUGCCAGAUGGGCCACAGAGGACAAGCAUAUACAGCCGCCUGCGGUUGCCCAGCAGGUCGAUCCCUUUGAAGCACAGUGGGCAGCCCUGGAAAGCAAAUCGAAGCAGCGUACCAACCCCUCUCCAACUAACCCUUUCUCAAGUGAAUUACAGAAGACUUUUGAAAUUGAACUUUAAGCAGUCCUGUAGCUUGUGCUUUAGUCUGUUU
Messenger RNA from Euleptes europaea (tarantolino), 2031 nucleotides. It is a transcript of the gene NUMB, whose product is annotated as NUMB endocytic adaptor protein. The transcript has 11 exons. The coding region runs from base 39 to 2000 and encodes 653 amino acids. Lineage: Eukaryota; Metazoa; Chordata; Lepidosauria; Squamata; Sphaerodactylidae. The record is from RefSeq and is a predicted model, not a curated record. Gene Ontology annotation, molecular function: cadherin binding.